Hibiscus syriacus is the source of this 2834-nucleotide messenger RNA. Its product is annotated as two-component response regulator-like APRR7. Gene Ontology annotation, biological process: cytokinin-activated signaling pathway; phosphorelay signal transduction system. NCBI's taxonomy places the organism in Eukaryota, Viridiplantae, Streptophyta, Magnoliopsida, Malvales, Malvaceae. The coding region runs from base 256 to 2550 and encodes 764 amino acids. The transcript is spliced from 10 exons. The record is from RefSeq and is a predicted model, not a curated record. Gene Ontology annotation, molecular function: protein binding.
UGCAAUAAAUUUUCAGAAUUUAUUGGUAUUAAGCUCAGAUUUUUUAUUUUAAUGCAGAAAUUACGCUUUGAAAUUAAUUAUUUGCUUAAUUUUUGCGCAAUUAUACUUUUUAAAUUCAAACAUGUUUCCGGUCCAGCUGAAUAAUGGUGGUUAGUUGAAGCUUUGCUGACUAGUAUCUUCAUUUGUAAUACCUGUUGCAAACAGCUUAUGGGUUAUAGAAUUGGUUUCUGAAGAUUAAAAGGAGUAAGUGUCUAGAUGAAUGUUAAUAGUGAUGGUGAAAAAGGUUUACGGGAACUAAAUCAUCGGCACUACGAUGGUAACAAGAGAACUACAAAUGGUGUCGUCGCUGACGAACAAGUGAUGCUGGAAGAAGAUGACCCAAAAGUUAACGAGAUUGCAAGAAAUGUAGUUGAUAGUCGUAUUAGGGCUGUUCAGGCUCCAGCCAUGCGGCAAAUGGCGCAGCCACAGCCUCAAAAUGCAAUGUGUUACUGGCAGAGGUUUCUGCAUCUAACAACGGUUACAGUUCUGCUUGUAGAAAAUGAUGAUUCUACUCGCCAUGUUGUCACUGCACUUCUGCGCAAUUGCUGUUAUGAUGUUAUUGAAGCUGCAAAUGUAUUACAAGCAUGGAAGAUAUUAGAAGAUUUGACCAAUCAUAUUGAUCUUAUACUGGCUGAGGUGGGAAUGCCGUCCUUAUCUGGUCUUGUUCUUUUGAGUAAGAUUAUGAGCCACAAAACACGUAAAAAUGUUCCUGUGAUCAUGAUGUCAUCUCAGGAUUCAAUGAAUCUAGUCUUUAAGUGUUUGUCAAAAGGCGCUGUUGACUUUUUAGUGAAGCCUAUUCGAAAGAAUGAGCUUAAGAACCUUUGGCGACACGUUUGGAGGAGAUGCCAUAGUUCUAGUGGUAGUGGAAGUGAGAGUGGAACACAAACUCAAAAAUCUGUGAGAUCAAAAAGCGUUGAGAAAUCUGACAAUAACAGCGGCAGCAAUGACGAGGACAAUAACGGGGGCGAUGGUCUAAAUGUUGGAGAUGGUAGUGAUGACGGGAGUGGCACUCAGAAUUCUUGGACAAAACAAGCAGUAGAAGUAGACAGCUCCCGUCUAGUCUCAUCCUCAGAUAAAGUUGCUGAGUGCCCUGAUAGUACGUGUGCCCAAGUUGUCCAUUCAAAUGCAGAAGUAUCUGGGAACAAAGGGGUGCCGGUGGCUACAGCAAGGGGGUGCCAAGGACGAGAUGAACAGCUUGACAACGUUGCAAUGGGAAAAGACCUGCGUGUGGACAUGCCUAGAAAUUUAGAUUUACAACUAGAGUGUCCAGUUGAGGUCCCAAUCAGAACAGUUGGAACAAAACAUAUUAACCUGCUUGAGAUUAGCCCCAGUAAGUUCAAUGAAAAGAUUGAUAAAAGGCAGCUGGACCUCAAUAGUGAAGCCCCGUCAAGCAAACAGAAGUCCGAAGCAGCAAAUCAAACAGGCAUUACAUCUCUGACCUCUGAUCUUAAGAAGGAAAUUGCCGAGUAUGAGGCUUCAAACAGGCUUUCAAAAAUCUCGGAUGGCAAUGAUAAAACUGUCAAUGAUUCUAAAGAACUACCAUCUAUUGAACUGGGGUUGAAGAGACUUAGAGGAGUUAAAGAUGCUGGGACUGUAGUUAGGGAUGAGCGAAAUGUUUUGAGACGUUCAGACUCUUCUGCCUUCUCAAGGUAUAAUACUGCAGCAAAUGCAAACAAGGUUCCUGUUGUCAACACCGGAAGCUCAUCUGCACUUGAUAAUAAUUUAAAACUGACUAGAAAAGGAUCAGUAUGUGAUAAUCAUUCUCGUUUGGUUAAUGACCUUCCCAAUCAAAGCUCAAAUGUUGGCAGCAAUAACAUUGAUAUGGGCAAGCUAGCUGUAUCAUCCACUCUUUUCCAACCUAUGACAAAUGACCUUUUAAGUGGUGCUCAUAAAGUUGUGUUAGACAAGGGUGAUGAUGUAGCUACUACAGCAGGACCGGCUCAACCUAGAGGAACGCACCAAGAACUGCAAACGCAACACCCCCCAAACCAUUAUGAUCAACAUUGCCAUCUUACUCAUGGUAUGCAGCAACAGCAGCAGCCACCAGAACAUGAUUUAUCUUUGAAAAAACUAGCUGCGGACGCUCCUUAUUGUGGGUCGUCGAAUAUGUUGGGCGGGCUUGUUGAAGGAAAUGCUGGCAACUACAGUACCUCUGGUAGUAACCAUGGAAGCAAUGGGCCAAAUGCAAGUAGCAAUGCAGUCAAUACUUUCGGGGAAAACAUGGAAAGUAAUAACGGAAUAGCUGGGAAAAGUGGAAGUGGUGAUGCAAGUGGCAGCGGGAGUGGCAGUGGGAGCGGGAGCAGCAGCAGCAGCAGCAAAGCAGACCAGACCAAGUCUGCUCAUAGGGAAGCUGCAUUGACCAAAUUUCGUCAGAAAAGGAAAGAGAGAUGCUUCCAGAAAAAGGUUCGAUACCAAAGCAGGAAACGACUAGCAGAACAACGACCUCGCAUCAAAGGGCAGUUCGUGAGGCAAACACCGAACAAAAAUGAUCCAGCAUCCGAAAGCAAUUAAUGUGACGAAUAAUGGAGAAAACAAGCAGAACGAGAGAUAAAUCAAAUCCUCUUGCUGAUGCCACAAAGUGACUGGACUGGUCUAGACUAUUAGACAAUGUUAGACUCGAUGAGCUGUGUUUUAUUGCUAUAGACCAUCCCUCUUUUUUCGUUUGUUUUAUUUGUUGUUCUGGACUUAAAUUGCACAUUAGGGGAACCUAAUAAGACCCCAUUUGAUUUGGCUUGUGGAUUCAUGAACUUGUAUAGGAGACUUCGAAAACUUUUUUAAUCAUGUUAUGUCGGUUA